Antrostomus carolinensis (chuck-will's-widow) is the source of this 918-nucleotide messenger RNA. It is a transcript of the gene CNRIP1, whose product is annotated as cannabinoid receptor interacting protein 1. Lineage: Eukaryota; Metazoa; Chordata; Aves; Caprimulgiformes; Caprimulgidae. The record is from RefSeq and is a predicted model, not a curated record. Bases 1 to 306 code for a protein of 101 amino acids. Gene Ontology annotation, biological process: negative regulation of signaling receptor activity. The transcript has 2 exons. Gene Ontology annotation, molecular function: type 1 cannabinoid receptor binding. Gene Ontology annotation, cellular component: plasma membrane.
AUGGGCAUCGGGGGUGUCAACGUCCCACUGGAAGAGAAAUCGAGGGAUGCGCAGGUGGCCUUUUACACGGGAAUCUACGACACAGAAGGGGUGCCCCACACCAAGAGCGGGGAGAGACAGCCCAUCCAGGUCAACAUGCAGUUUAACGACAUUGGCGUUUUCGAAACUGUCUGGCAAGUCAAAUUCUACAACUACCACAAACGAGAUCAUUGCCAAUGGGGAAACAGCUUUGGUAGUAUUGAGUAUGAAUGCAAACCAAAUGAAACGCGCAGUCUUAUGUGGAUCAAUAAAGAGACCUUCCACUGAAGGGAUGUGAAACCAAUACUGCUGGACAAUCUCCCUCAAGAAAAAUCUACCUUUUUAAACCAGCAAGAAGCCUUAACAAAGGCAUACUGGAACAUUGCUUUGUUCCAUGAGGUUCCAACAACUAUGUUGUAUACACAGGUGGUGCCACUAAAAUCUUUGCCUAUUACUGUAUUUUAAGUUUACCAUGGCAUCUAUUACAUUCUUUAUCUGUCACCCUGAGAAUACUGUAGAGUUCAUGGUAAAGAGUAUUUGAUAGCUGGGUAGAAAGUCAUAGCAUCAUAAUACUGUCGUAUUUGGAUUAUGCCCACUAAACGGUUCCACUAGACGUAAAAACUUUUGUGAAGUGUUUUGCUUUAUUGCUUAGAAUUUGGAUGCAACAUCAUAUUGGUGAUUUCUGUAUUUAUACUUGUGUUUGCUCCUAAGUCAGUGUGUUCCUUCAAGCAUUUUGUCAUACACGUCACCCCAGUGGACAGCAAAAAGUGCAAGUUAUGGAUGUUUGUAAGUUUAGCUAAAUGGCAGCUACUGCACUGUUGAUAUUGUGAUUUCAUAACAAGGGAUUUGGAAACUCAUUCUCCCUUUUGUUAAGUGCUGUAAGAUAUUCUGUGAAGUUUC